Messenger RNA from Lingula anatina, 1642 nucleotides. RefSeq lists its product as uncharacterized. NCBI's taxonomy places the organism in Eukaryota, Metazoa, Brachiopoda, Lingulata, Lingulida, Lingulidae. The record is from RefSeq and is a predicted model, not a curated record.
CUUUACUGUGAUGUAUGUCCCUGUGGUUGACUGGCUGUGUCCAACAGUAAACAAAACUGGCCAAUCCGGUGAAAGGUCACAGAGAUAAGGACGGUAUACUGUUCACCUGCACGUUGCCUGAAGCGUGAGUUGUAGCUGAACAUUUCCCAGUAUAUAAGUCAGAAUUCCUGAUUUGACCUCAAAUCAAGAACGCGUUCAGUUGGCUUCUGUAAGAACGACUUUACAGUUAACAGAUCCGUCUACUCCAGCUCGGCACAUAAAAGACAGUAGUGUGGCGCAACAAACCAGAAGAUGUACAUGACCGAGGAGACGCCCAAGUUCCGCCACAAGCCCGCGGACAUUGCUCUUGUCGUCCUGGCUGCAGUGGCGUACACACUAUGUAUCGUCUUCAACGCGUUGGCAGCGAGUCCCGCUGGGGUGUCAACAGGUUUGUACCUUAACAACACGGGGGAUAUAGCCGACUAUUUCUAUUUAGAAAUCACCCCGGCAGGAUGGAUGUUUUCUGUUUGGGGCUUCAUCUACACUUGGCAGUAUCUGUGGAUAAUCUACGGCAUUGCCAACAUAUUCCGUCGCACGGAUGACGGUUAUUUCUACGCCGUCUAUCCCACAAUGCCUCCCGCUAUGUACGCCGUCUUCAUCGUCAAUAACAUCGCUAACGUCGUCUGGCUGAUUCUCUGGGACCGGCUGUUAUCAGCUUGGGCCUUGCCGUGUAUUGCCCUGGUGCCAUUCACGCUCUAUAUCUGCCUGUUCAUUUCAUUCCGACGACUGAACGAUAAUAAAGUGACCAUGAUAAAUCAAGGAUACAGAAAGGACGUCUGGUUGACACGGUUUUUAACCCAGAACGGCAUGGCUUUCUACGCCACGUGGACGACCAUAGCAACCCUGUUGAAUGUCGCCAUAGUGAUGACGUACGAUGGUUCAGUCGCCAUGGAAACCUCGUGCACCGCUGUCUUGGGGAUUCUUGCAGUGGAGCUGUUGUUUUGGUUCACUCUUGACAAUUUUGUUCUGGACAAAUUCACACGUUAUUUAUUCAGUCCCUUUAUAAUAAUCCUGCUCGCGCUGACGGCGAGUCUCGUGCAAGGUUAUGAUCCAACAAAGACCAAUAAAAUUUUCACGAUGGUUUUGUUGGGCAUUGCAAGUGUCAUGGCGAUCACUAAAGUGGCUUUCAUGAUUUGGCGACACAGAACGCGCCCUCUAGAAAAUUAAAGUGAAAUCAAAUGAAUCACGAACGAACAAUAUCAUUAUUUCAUUAUUGUAAUACCGAGAAAUCAUGGUGGUGCUGCCCUGCUCUUUAUUGUAGAACUGAAAUAUCCUAAUACUGUUAGCCAUCUUAAAGUGAAUGCUUUCAUUCAUGCAGUUUUUAAAAACUUAGAUUUCACAACAUUUCGACCUUAUCUCAACGCCUUAUUUAUUAACUGCUGACGUGGAGUCCCUGGUGUCACGUGGUGACAGUCUGUGCGUAAUGUCAACCAGUUCGACAGUCGGUAUUUCAAUCCCAUAUUAAUCUGACUGUUUGAGAUCGUUUGUAGUGGAUAUGCUAUUUUUGUUUAGCUGUCGGAGAAUUUCGAGACAUAGCUAGUGCCAUUUAAUUUAUAACCGUUUAGUGUUUUUUUAUACAAGUUGAAUUAAAUAAAAGAUUGAA